AGGAAGCGUGUAAGGCGGAAUCACUACAAGCAGCUGUAAUGCUCUCAGGACUUGUAAUUUAAGCCUGACAGGAUUUCAUAUUCGUUCACACCUCGGAGGCGUGUGAAUCUGAAUAAUGCGUUUUAAGAUCGACUCGGAUCAAAGAUGCAAUGGCGGUCAAUAGUCGUAGGUCUGGUGGUUCUGAGACUUUCCCUCAGCUGUGUACUGUGGCUAGCUUUCGGACUCGGUCCUAGCGUCAGCUGGGGAUUCAACUUCCCCCUCGGUUUCAGUUUGCACAAAUUCGACUUGUUAUUUAGGGAGGAAAAGGGGACAGACCAAGUGGGCAGCUCGUGGUCUCAACGAUUACAGGGCCCCAGAUAUGAAGUGCCCGCCAGCACCUGUGCAAGGGUGGGAGAGGAGUCACCCAAGAGAUCCUACCUGAGCUUCUUCGACGGGAAUAAGGACGAGUAUGUCCGGAGGUACAGCUCCUUCCCGGACACGCUGCGAGAGAAAAUGAAGAGCAUGGCCAAAGAAAUGUUUUAUUUUGGGUAUGACAACUACAUGAAAUAUGCCUUCCCCAUGGACGAGCUGAACCCCAUUGACUGUGAGGGGAGAGGACCUGACGUGCUGAACCCAUCAAACAUCAACAUCAAUGAUGUCCUGGGGAAUUAUUCCCUCACACUGAUCGACACCUUAGACACCCUGCUUGUGCUGGGAAAUGUAAGCGAGUUCCAGAGAGCUGUCAAGCUGGUGAUAGACACUGUAUCUUUUGACAAGGACUCAACUGUGCAAGUUUUUGAGGCAAACAUCAGGAUCUUGGGAAGCCUUAUUUCAUCUCACAUCCUGCUGACUGACCCAAAACAUCCGUUUGGAAAGGUGGGCUUUGAAGAUUACGAUAAUGAGCUGCUUCACUUGGCUCAUGACUUGGCUGUCCGCUUACUGCCAGCCUUUGAGAACACCAGAACAGGCAUUCCUUACCCCAGGGUGAACUUAAAGACUGGGGUUCCUCCAGAUAGCAUCAAUGAGACUUGCACUGCAGGAGCAGGGUCUCUGUUGGUGGAGUUUGGGAUUUUGAGUCGACUGAUUGGUGAUUCCACCUUUGAAUGGGUUGCCAGACGAGCUGUGAGAGCUCUGUGGAACCUGAGGAACAAUGAAACCGGUCUGUUAGGGAAUGUAGUAAACAUCCAAACAGGACAGUGGGUGGGCAAACAGAGUGGUCUGGGAGCUGGUAUGGACUCCUUUUAUGAGUAUUUGCUCAAAUCGUACAUCCUAUUCGGAGAGAAAGAGGACUACAGAAUGUUCCAGGCUGCUUAUGAGAGCAUUCAAAACCACAUGAGGAGAGGGAGAGAGUCAUGUAAUGAAGGAGAGGGGGACCCACCCCUCUAUGUGAAUGUGAACAUGUUUAGUGGUGAGAUCAUGAACACCUGGAUCGACUCCCUUCAGGCUUUCUUUCCUGGGCUGCAGGUGUUGAGUGGUGAUGUUGAUAAUGCCAUUUGCCUGCACGCCUUCUACUACGCCAUCUGGAAGCGCUUCGGUGCUCUGCCGGAGAGAUACAACUGGCAGCUGCAGGCUCCUGAUGUGCUCUUCUACCCUUUAAGACCAGAGCUGGUUGAGUCGACCUACCUGCUGUACCAGGCGACCAAAAAUCCUUUCUAUUUACACGUAGGAAUGGAUAUUCUUCAGAGCCUUGAGAAAAAUGCCAAAGUCAGAUGUGGGUAUGCCACUCUGCACCACGUGGUGGACAAAUCCAAAGAGGAUCGCAUGGAGAGCUUCUUCCUCAGUGAAACAUGCAAAUACCUUUACCUGUUGUUUGAUGAGGACAACCCACUUCACAGAUCGGAUAACAAGUACAUCUUCACCACUGAGGGCCAUGUGGUGCCGAUAGAGAGGCGCUUCAGGGAGAAACAAUGGAGUGACUUGUUUCCUUGUGAAGAGGGGAGGCUGGCAGAAAGAGAGCCAAACAGCCGGCCAGCACCAAGCAACAUCACAAACUGUAACAGAAUACCAGAAGAGCGGCGCUACACGCUGCCGUUAAAGAGCAUCUACAUGAGGCAGAUCGACCACAUGGUCGGGCUCUUCUGAGAAUGAAGAUUCCUCUGGUGACUCUGGCAUGAACAGGCCUUCAGCACACACCCUCCUCUCAGGUGCUUAUGUUAAAGAGGAUCCAGUCGUGAUCAAAGUCUUCAUCCCAGCUGUUAAGGCUGACACUAAACUGAACCUGAGAAAAAAGCUUGAUCCCAUGCUGUAUUCAUCAAAAGUGUGUUUAUGUGAGUAUUUUUGCUCUGAGCCAGCAGAACAAUUUUUCUUCUGGAAAAAUGGAGAGCAAUGCAUCACUGCUUCAUGGCUGGAGGAGAACUGGGGUCGUUUUAGUGAUUUUAGAGGAACUUUUCAGAGCAGAAAAUCUCUCAAGGUGUUGGGUCAGAUUUGAGUGCGUAUACAUGGUGUGUCUGUGAGUGUGUGUAUGUUUUGAAAUUACAGCUGAGCUGUGAAUCAUAGUUCUGUGUUAAUGGGAACAGUGCCAUCUAGCCACACAUAUUUAAAAUGUAUAGCCUUUAAAAACACCCACGUCGCUAAAUAUGAUGAUUAGUGCCUCUCUGCGGUGGACUCUCUCGACUCUAACAGUAAUUCAACAAAAGGGCUGCACAUGAACAAACAAUUACACAAUAACAAGGAGCUGCAGGAGGGCUUACGCUGUUUUAAAGUGCCUUCAGUUUUUACUCUGUGGAUGCUACAAAGUGCAUGCUAGUCGUCAUGGAGGACAUAAAGAAAUAGAUUUUGAGGCCGUGGUUGAUUAUGCACAAAUUAUGUCAUUCCAUGUCUGUGUUCUGUUUUACACUGAUUAUGACUUUAAGUUUAUUUUUUAGACAAAAAGCCAUAAAAUGUAUUAUUAUUAUGUUUUUGAGUGAAAACAUGUUUAUUUCCAUCUUAUUUCAGACACAGAUUCUCCUGUCAUAUAAAGCUGAAAGUUCAUGUUUUCUGUUUCUCAUAAUUGCACAUCAUAAUAUCUGAUCAUUGUCAUGUGGUGAGAACUCAGGGUUUUAAAAAAAUCAGUGAACGCUUUCAUAUGAAAUAAAAAUCUCUUCAAAUG
Molecule: messenger RNA, 3067 nt
Organism: Cheilinus undulatus (humphead wrasse)
Lineage: Eukaryota; Metazoa; Chordata; Actinopteri; Labriformes; Labridae
Gene: edem1
Product: ER degradation enhancer, mannosidase alpha-like 1
Exons: 12
Coding region: 145-2061 (638 amino acids)
Biological process (GO): mannose trimming involved in glycoprotein ERAD pathway; carbohydrate metabolic process; endoplasmic reticulum mannose trimming
Cellular component (GO): endoplasmic reticulum; membrane
Molecular function (GO): calcium ion binding; mannosyl-oligosaccharide 1,2-alpha-mannosidase activity
Source: RefSeq, a predicted model, not a curated record